CAGAAAAAAAUCUCCUGCCGCACUCCUACGCGACCGUGAGCGACGCUCCCCGACGAGCGCUCCCCGAUGGCAUCCGAGGAUUCCAAGCCCGCGCAGGCCGCGGCCACCGCCGAGCCGACGUCCCCGGCGACCGCUGCCGCGGGGGAGGCGCCCCCGAACCCCACGGCAGCCCAAAACCCUAGCGCCGCCGCCGCGGCCGGCGGCGCGGCCACGGAUCUGGAGAAGAAGAUGCGCCGCGCGGAGCGGUUUGGGACACAGGUGGUGAUGUCCGAGGACGAGAAGCGAAGCAGUCGCGCCGAGAGGUUUGGGACUGUAUCUUCAAAUGAAAAGAUGGAGGAGCAGAAGAAGAAAUCCAGGGCUGAGAGGUUUGGCCUUCCCUCACCUGCCUCUGACGAUACUGAGGCCAAGAAAAAGGCCCGCUUAGAACGAUUUGGUCAGAGCACAGGCCAGAGUACAGAGGCUGGCAAGGCGGAAGAAGAGAAGCGGAAGGCACGAGCCCUCAGGUUUGCAGGAACACCUAGUGGAGGAUCUAAAGGAAAUGACAAGGACGCCUCCAAGCCGGAUGCAGCCACUGUGGCAGGCACAGCGUGAUGAAGCGCUCCCUGUUUUUGUUGAGGUUCUCAGGUAUGUCCCGAGAGGCUUUGGUGAAGCCCGUAGCCUGUACACCACUAACGACACCAAUGGCGUCAUGUUGUCCGAGCCAUAUUGAGUGCUGUGUACUGUGUAGCACCUACCUAAUGACUUCCUUACUGUACUUGCCGGGCAGCGUAUCGUCUGUUUGCUGCUUGGUUCGGGGAUAAUCGUGUACUUCAGUCAUACUCAUGUGUCUGCAGUGAGGACAUUUCUUCGUAGCCAUUUUACCUGUGUC
Molecule: messenger RNA, 868 nt
Organism: Lolium rigidum
Lineage: Eukaryota; Viridiplantae; Streptophyta; Magnoliopsida; Poales; Poaceae
Product: protein MODIFIER OF SNC1 11-like
Exons: 6
Coding region: 67-591 (174 amino acids)
Biological process (GO): poly(A)+ mRNA export from nucleus
Cellular component (GO): nucleus
Source: RefSeq, a predicted model, not a curated record